CUCAGUAUGUUGCGGUCUUUGCUUACGUGCGGUUGUUCGUGCGAGAGUAGCGAGCGAGUGCGAGCGAACGGCUACGCGAGCAGUAGUUAGUUGAGAGUCGCGAAGUCCGCGAGGAAAGAAGCGCCGGCAGAGCGAGACGGUUGCGUUCAGGCCGUGUCUCCCGCCGUCGACGUCCGCACGUUCAGGCUCUCGCGCGAGCUCUCGUCCGGCCGCUUUGUGUUCAUCGUCGCGCCGAAACGCACAGCAAGCAGCAAGCAAGCAAGCAAGCAAGCAGCAGCAGCAACAGCAACAGCAACAGCAGCAGCAGCAACAGCGACCGCGAUCGCGCGCGCGCGCGCGCGCGUGCGUGCGUGCCUGCCUGCCUGAGUGCCUCGCUAUUUCGAAAGUCUCGCGGAAAACGGGAGAGAAGCGAAUCGCGUGCAUACGCACGCACACAUAGACGCGCGAUCUCUCCCCGACCUCCUCCGUUUCUGUCGCCGACUAGCGAAUAGUGGUGCGUCUACGUCGCGCCAGCACGGGCGUCCUUCCGCGUUCUCUCCCUCUCUCUCUCUCUCUCUCUCUCUCUCUCUCUCUUUCUCUCGCUCUCUCGCGCGCCCUCGGAUUAACGGCUCAGUGGAGUGUGAUUUCGUUGGUACGAGAGAGUACCCGCGCGCGGUCUCUCCUCUCUCGGCUCGUUCCGCUCCUCUCGCGAACUGUGCGUCGCGCGCGGCUUCGUGCUGUGUGACCUCCCUCGGCAAGGGGGGAGACGCCGUGGAGAGCCUGCCUCGCUGCAGAGAGUUCCUCGACUUUCCGCCAUCGGUCAACGAGAGAGUCUCUCACGCGCGGGGAUGUCGAGGUAGCCCCCCCAUCCAUCCGCAGGACUGGGAUUACCAUGCUGGACACGGCCACGAGUCACAGGUGGCUGUCAGACGUCCAGGCUGAAAGCGCGAAGGGUAUCAAGCGAUAUGUUCGCAAAAUGGCAUUGAAGCUUCGACUGUCUUCCUCCUGAGUCGCUCUGCGAUGUUGUUUAGGUAAGCGGGAGGGAGGCGCUGCUGACCGGUGGCGGCGGCGGCCAUGCGCCCCGGCCCGCCAGUACAGCCGAGCCACCGCAGGCCUCCCCGUCACCAGCAUCCGCACCAGCAGCAGCUCCAUCAGGAGCGCGACCGACAGCAGCAGCAGCAGCAGCAGCAGCAGCAGCAGCGGCAGCAGCAGCAGCAGCAGCAGCAGCAGCAGCAGCAGCAGCAGCAACAGCAGCAGCAGCAGCAGCAUCGGCUGCACCUGCCGCAGCAGCCGCGCGCCAACGGCGGCAGCCCACGCGCCCUCCUGGUGCUGCUGCUACUGGCCAGCAGCCCCUUGGUCCUGGUCCUGGUCCAGGCCGAGCCGCCGGGAUUGCUCGCGGCCCAGUUGCAGCAGCAAGCGUCCCUCAGUGGUCACUUUCCAGCGGGACUGUCAGUCCAUUCGAUCACGACCGAGUCGUUCGUGAAGAGGCCGCAGAAGCAGAAGCAGAACCUGACCAUCGGCUAUCUCACGGCCAUCAAGGGCGGCCUCAAGGACCGUCAGGGCCUCGCCAUCUCCGGCGCUCUGUCUAUGGCUCUCGACGAGAUCAACAGCGAUCCGAACAUUCUGCCGAACGUGACGUUGCUGAUGCGAUGGAACGACACGAGGGGAGAAACCGUCGAAGCCACCAGGGCAAUGAUCGACAUGAUCUGUGACGGGGUCGUGGCCUUCUUCGGACCGGAAGGCUCUUGCUACGUCGAGGCCAUAGUCGCUCAGUCCCGCAACAUACCUAUGAUCAGUUACAAAUGCUCGGACUACAAGGCCUCGAAUGUGAACACCUUCGCGAGGACCGAGCCGCCAGAUACGCAGGUGACCAAGUCGGUGAUCGCCCUGCUGCUGCACUACGGAUGGAACAAAUUCACGAUCGUGGCCGAGAGGGCCUGGUCGACGGUCGCCCGUUCGCUGGAAUACCAGGCGCACGAGAACAACCUCACCGUCAACCACUACAGGAUCGUCGAGGACCGGCAUACGUGUUGCGAGGAGAGGAUGGCCUGCUGCGAAGUCCCCGUAUGGUUCCAACUAAUACAGGAGACGAAAAAUAUGACCCGCAUUUACAUCUUCCUGGGUACGGCAAUGUCACUGAUAGAUAUGAUGAAUUCGAUGCAAAACCAAAAGCUGCUGGACAACGGGGAGUACAUGGUGAUCCACGUGGACAUGAUGACGUAUUCGCCGCGUGAGGCACAGAAAUAUUUGUGGAAACCGGAGCACUUCAGUAUCCUGAAAAAUUGCCUCGAGCCAAAGAACUUUCUGCAGAAGGCACGCUCGCUGAUGGUGGUCGUAUCGUCGCCGCCGACACAGGUUUACGAGGUGUUCACGAAGAAGGUGCGCGAAUACAAUUCGAAGAAGCCGUUCAACUUCAUGACUCCUGAGCUCCUGAAAAAGUUCGAGAAGUACGUAUCUAUUCACGCGGCCUAUCUGUACGAUUCUGUCCUGCUGUACGCGAGGGCCCUGGACCAGCUGCUACGGGAUCAACCGAAUCAAACGUUAAUGGAGAUCGCCGGCAACGGUUCUCGGAUAAUCGAGACGAUUAUCAAGAAUCAUACAUAUCAAAGUGUGAGCGGCGCGAUCAUCAAGUUGGACCAAUUCGGCGACUCGGAGGGUAACUUUUCGGUGCUCGCUCUGAAGAAAGAGCCUUUUCAGCUCAACAACUUUACCUGCGACUACCAGAUGAAGCCUGUGGGCCAGUUCCAGCAGGGUGAAACUCUAGUGUACAGGCCAUCAGGAGCCAUGGAUUGGCCUGGUAAGAACAAGCCAGAGGCCGAGCCCGGUUGCGGUUUUUUCAACGAGCACUGUCCGAAGAAAGACACGCAUCACCACAGCAUCAUCGCCGCUGGUGUGCUGGGUGUUUUGGUGAUAUGUGCUACGGCGAUCACUAUCAGCAUUUAUCGGAAGUGGAAGAUAGAGCAGGAGAUAGAGGGAUUGCUCUGGAGGAUUGACUUGAGCGAGAUACACAGUCCGCAUCUGGACAACAUGAUGUCCUCCCCUAGUAAGUUAAGUUUAGUUAGUGCAAUGUCCUACGAGUCAAAAUGCGGCGGUCAGGUGUUCGCGCAGACUGGCCAUUACCGCGGUGUAGUGGUGCGAAUAAAGGAGCUGAAGUUCUCGAAGAAAAAAGACAUUUCACGGGAUGACAUGAAGGAAUUGCGCAUCCUCCGUGAAAUUAGACAUGAUAAUCUCAACUCUUUCAUCGGAGCUUGCGUGGAACCGAUGAGGAUAUUGUUACUUACCGAGUAUUGUGCCAAAGGAAGUCUUUAUGACAUUAUCGAAAACGAAGAUAUCAAGUUAGAUAAUAUGUUCAUUACGUCGUUAGUUCACGAUCUCAUUAAGGGUAUGCUGUACAUUCAUGAUUCACCUGUACUAGUCUGUCAUGGUAAUCUGAAGUCUUCCAAUUGUGUUGUAACUUCACGUUGGGUACUCCAAGUUUCUGAUUUCGGUCUUCAUGAUAUGCGUCACUGCGCCGAAUCCGGCAGCAUCGGUGAACAUCAGUAUUAUCAAAACUUGCUUUGGAAGGCUCCCGAGCUAUUGAGAGAACCAAAUAACGCGAUUAGGGGCACGCAGAAGGGAGACGUUUACUCUUUCGCUAUUAUUCUUUUUGAAAUGAUCGGGCGAAAAGGACCGUACGGUAUAACUAUGGACCCCAAAGACAUUAUCGAACGAGUAAAGAACUACAACCCAAAAGAAAAAGAAGAAGACAAGAAGAAACUGCCGUUCAGACCUGAUAUAGACGUGCUCACCAAGUCUAAAGCGGACUGCGCCGAAUACGUGGUGAACACUAUUACGGACUGCUGGGACGAAGAUCCGAACCUCAGGCCAGACUUCAAGGUGAUAAGGAGUCGGUUAAUGGCGAUGAAGGCUGGAACGAAUCAAAACAUAAUGGACCAAAUGAUGCACAUGAUGGAGACAUACGCGAACAACCUCGAAGAUCUAGUCAGUGAGCGUACGCGCCUUCUUUUCGAGGAGAAACAGAAAACGGAGGACCUGCUGCAUAGAAUGUUACCUAAGCCCGUCGCGAAUCGUCUAACGAACGGUAUCGGAGUAGAGCCCGAGGCUUUUGAUCUGGUCACUAUAUACUUCAGCGAUAUCGUCGGCUUCACGGCGAUGUCGGCGGAGAGCACACCGUUUGAGGUUGUAAAUUUCUUGAAUGAUCUGUAUACCUUGUUCGAUCGUAUAAUCAAAGGAUACGACGUAUAUAAAGUAGAAACGAUCGGAGACGCCUACAUGGUCGUCUCCGGUCUUCCGAUAAAAAACGGUGACAGGCAUGCCGGCGAGAUAGCGUCGAUGUCGUUGGAAUUACUUAACGCUGUUAAACAGCACACAAUAGCUCAUCGACCUCACGAAACCCUCAAGCUGCGCAUCGGCAUUCAUACGGGUCCCGUGGUAGCGGGCGUGGUUGGUCUAACGAUGCCCAGAUAUUGCUUGUUCGGAGACACAGUGAAUACCGCGUCUCGCAUGGAAUCCAACGGAGAGCCGUUACGAAUACAUAUAAGUGGGCAGUGCAAGAACGCUCUCGACAAGAUCGGAGGGUACAUCAUCGAAGAGCGUGGCUUCGUACAUAUGAAGGGCAAAGGGGAAGUGAAGACAUAUUGGCUCACGGGAGCCACCGAGAAAGCCAUCCAAAAACGAGAGGUUGACGUAGGCGAUCUGCCACCGCUGUUCUGCACACCACGAAGAAGGCAGUCGAAUGUGCCGCGUCUGCUAGCGGAUGACUCGUCGUCGCAGUGCGGAGGCUCCAGCCCAGUUCCGCGAUCGUUUCACGCGCCUAAAUUCGAAGGAUCGCGGUUGUCCUUGGCUAAGAGCAUCUCAAAGACCACGAUAGACAACGUGCCGAUUAUGGAGGAGGCACAGGAACGCGCUGCAGAAAUCAAGAUGGCUUUCGACGACUUCCUCGCGGACACGGGACCGAAAUUCAGAAAAAAUGCGCGUUUAUCCACCAUCGCGUCCUCGUCGUCAACGAGCGACUAUCCGUCUCAACUUGUUAUUCGCGAAUCUCGCUCGCUCGACCCAUUUCCCUGCGACAUGUACAACAAGCAGUUCGAGUCGCCGAGCCUCUCUUGGAAGGAGCCCAAGAAGAUCUUCUGCUCGUUAGAGAAUUGUGUCAAGUUCACGCAAAUCAAUUCGAAAAUAGACAUUUCCGAAAAAGUGCUGGAUAAUAAUCAUCCUAACGGUAAUGUGAUAAUUGUGCCUCACACCGGUAACUCUCCGAACGAAGCCGAGAUGCCUUUAUUAAGCGACGAAGGCGGCUGCAUGGGAGAGAUACUACCGAUCAAACGCUGGCGCUCACUGGAUCAGGAAAUAUCCGGGCCUAGCACGGACAGUGUACCUGAUAAAAAGUCUUCCGCGCGAAAUUCGAUUAGAAGUUGGCUAGUUAAUCUGUUCAAUGGUACUGGAUUGCGCAGUAGCGAAGUCUAUUUAGGAAAAGGGAUGGAACGGUACGAGAUGCAACCCGAGCGCGAAAGUAUAGUCUAGCGCAUCGUUCGACGGAUGUUCUUUAUUUUUCCUUUUUUUUAUUAUUUUUUUUUGUUUUCUUCUUUUCUUCUACGACAACGGUAAGCGAGAGAAAUAGAACCGCAGGUGCGAGGGAACGGGAAAGAAACUGCGUAACUAACGUGGAGCAUGUUACGUUUACGAGUCAUAAGCAUGAGUUAUUGUUGCCAUCUUUUUUUCUAGCUUAGUUAUGUGCAAUUUAUGUAUAUGAAAGUUACCGAUAUUGUAUAUUUUUAAUAUCUAGAUAUUUUAUAACUUAUACUAAAAACAAAACAGAAAGCGUGUUUAUCGAGGUGAUGCAGGAAGCGACUUUUAUGUAGCACAGGACUGUUCUCUUUAAGAUUUUUAAUUCGAGUGUGUAUAGCGUGGAAAAAAGAAACACUAGACUAUUUUACAAAAAUCAUGACCAAAGUAUAGACACUUAGAUCAAGCGCCGAUCUAUUUGGUUUAACGUGGUAUAUGAAGAAAGGAAUUAGGACGGUAUCGCGUACAUGCACGCGCGCGCAUAAUCAACAUGCAGUAUGGGCGUAUAAGAUGUGUGUAUAUGUAUAAUACGUCUAUUAAUACAUAUGUAAAUCCAAGUACCAUUAAUACUAUUAUAUAUGUUACACAGAGUGUUUCAGAUCAUCCGUCCACUCCUUUCAUUUCGAAAAGGGGUGUUAUUUAGAAAGUUGGGGAAACGUGUUUACCGUAAAAAUUUAUCUGAAGUUUAUGAUGGUGGUACUCUCAUUUUUAAGAAAGCUUUGAGAAACCUCCCGAGCAAAGGAUAGAAAAUAAAGAUGUCCUUUCCAUCCUUUGUCUCACGCUGUCGACAGCCUUCCGGAUUUCUGCAGAAUUUAAAGAAUGGCAAACUUCUUAAAUUCGCCAUUUCAUAUCGUUCGGUUCAAACAUGAUAAACAUACAACAUAAUAAGUCAGAUCCGUAAUACAGAUUGUACAAAUCGUAAUACAGAUAAGUCAAACAGAUCGUAAUACAGAUAAGCACGGACGAUUAGUCUCGGCUAAUUAUGGAAAAAUAUAUUCAUCGAGAUGGCAGACACAUUGAUCAUCUGUAACUAUCUUUUCACUUCCGAAUGAUAUUAAAUUUAUUUUCAAGCAAAAGUUGUUUCUUUUUAAAAACUCUAUCCAACGAUAUUCAUAUUGCUCCAUGUUGCUAUUUAAAAUUUUCUAAGUGCUUUCGGUUUCUGGGAGUAUUUCCAGGAGUUUCCCAAAAGUGAAAAUAUUAGCAUCAGAAACUUCAAAUAGGCUUUUGUGGUAAAUGUAUUUUCCUAACUUCUUAAUCAUUUUUAAGAUAAAAGGAUUGGACAAGUGGUUUGAAAC
Harpegnathos saltator (Jerdon's jumping ant) is the source of this 6836-nucleotide messenger RNA. RefSeq names its product receptor-type guanylate cyclase Gyc76C. The transcript has 20 exons. Gene Ontology annotation, molecular function: guanylate cyclase activity; peptide receptor activity; ATP binding. NCBI's taxonomy places the organism in Eukaryota, Metazoa, Arthropoda, Insecta, Hymenoptera, Formicidae. Gene Ontology annotation, biological process: receptor guanylyl cyclase signaling pathway; intracellular signal transduction; cGMP biosynthetic process. The coding region runs from base 1054 to 5499 and encodes 1481 amino acids. The record is from RefSeq and is a predicted model, not a curated record. Gene Ontology annotation, cellular component: plasma membrane.